GCAGACCAACUUGGACCUUUGUCUCCAAGAGAUAGAUGCCAAAGGCUACGCCUGUCAGACCUAUCUUCUGGACGACGCAUGGUAUGGGCUGCCGCAGUCCCGUCGCAGAGUAUACUUGGUAUGUUUAAACCGGAAUGCAGCAGGUGUUGCUACCUCUGCAAGUACUUUCUUCCAGAGCGACCGCUUCCUUCUGGCAGAUGAUGAUCCUGCUGUUACAUCAUACCUGCAGACCCUGCAAGAGGAGCGGGAGAAGCAGCGAGCCAAAGAAGCAGAGCGCCCAUCGGAGAAAAACCCAUCUUGGAUCAGCUUGCACAUGUCACUGGCAGAGUAA
Molecule: messenger RNA, 331 nt
Organism: Durusdinium trenchii
Lineage: Eukaryota; Dinophyceae; Suessiales; Symbiodiniaceae
Source: the annotation of a GenBank genome assembly